Molecule: messenger RNA, 1360 nt
Organism: Amyelois transitella
Lineage: Eukaryota; Metazoa; Arthropoda; Insecta; Lepidoptera; Pyralidae
Gene: Dhod
Product: dihydroorotate dehydrogenase (quinone), mitochondrial
Exons: 5
Coding region: 182-1360 (392 amino acids)
Biological process (GO): 'de novo' pyrimidine nucleobase biosynthetic process; pyrimidine ribonucleotide biosynthetic process
Cellular component (GO): mitochondrial inner membrane; cytoplasm
Molecular function (GO): dihydroorotate dehydrogenase activity
Source: RefSeq, a predicted model, not a curated record
ACAACGGUUAAAUAAAUUGAUUGCAUGCAACAUUGCGGGCAGGCAAUCAGCAGAUUUGUUUGUAUUUGUUUGAUAGAAUUGAGAAGUAAUAUUUUUAUCUUACGACUAUAGUUUUAUGCAUUCUAUGUAAUACAUUAUAUUUUGUGCGUUGGAAGCUUUAUAUUUAAUUAAAACAAGUAAAAUGAGCUCCAAAACUCAAGCAUUGAAGAAAAUCAAAUCCCUAUGUUAUUUAACGAUUGGUGGAUCUGUGGCCUACCAGUUUACAUACAUGAAAAAAGAUUUUAAUGGUUACUAUCAAUCAUUUCUGCAGCCUGCUAUCCAGUAUUUAAGCCCUGAAUUAGCACACAGACUUGGAGUAUCGGCUGUAAAGUAUGGUUUCUUUCCACCAGAAAAAUAUAAUGACCCAAAUAUACUUACAACCAAAUUUUUAGGAUUUGACCUUAGCAAUCCAAUUGGUAUUGCAGCAGGUUUUGAUAAACAUGGGGAUGCCAUAGUUGGUCUACGAAAUAUUGGAUUUUCUAUAAUUGAAAUAGGGUCUGUUACACCAGAACCUCAACCUGGAAAUCCAAAACCUCGUGUUUUCCGUUUACCAGAAGAUCUGGCUGUGAUCAACAGAUAUGGGUUCAAUAGCGAAGGCCAUAAUGAGGUUUAUAGCAAAAUCAAAGAUAUUGAUAAAACCAUUUUGUCAAGAGGAGUAUUGGGAGUUAACUUAGGAAAGAACAAAGAGUCUAAUGAUGCAAUUAAAGAUUACACUUUGGGAAUUAAGAAGUUUUAUGAUAUAGCUGAUUACUUUGUUAUUAAUAUCAGCAGUCCUAACACACCCGGCCUGAGAUCAUUACAACAAAGAGGAGAACUAGAGAAACUUUUAACUGAAAUAAAUAAGGAAAGAAACUCUAUUCAAGCUAAAACUAAACCUCCAUUGCUCUUGAAACUAGCUCCAGACCUCACAAAUGAUGAACUGAAAGAUAUCAUUGCUGUUGUUUCUAAGAAAGAAUGCAAAGUAGAUGGUCUUAUAAUAUCUAACACAACAAUAGAUAGAUCUUCUCUAGUGAAUCAAGAGUUUUCAAAUGAAACAGGGGGACUUAGUGGGAAACCAUUGACCAAGAAAUCAACAGAAAUGGUGAAACAAGUGUAUAAAUUAACUAAAGGAAAAAUACCAAUAGUUGGUGUUGGAGGGGUAUUCACUGGCCAGGAUGCCUAUGAAAAGAUAUUAGCUGGUGCAAAUGCAAUUCAGAUCUACACAUCAUUUAUUUACGAAGGACCACCUGUAAUCACUAAAAUAAAAUCAGAACUUGCUGAAUUACUGCAGAGAGAUGGCUACAAGAGUGUCAACGAAGCAAUAGGAAAGGCAGUGAAAUGA